This is a messenger RNA of Rhodotorula toruloides NP11, 1944 nucleotides long. RefSeq names its product ubiquitin-like 1-activating enzyme E1 B. Lineage: Eukaryota; Fungi; Basidiomycota; Microbotryomycetes; Sporidiobolales; Sporidiobolaceae. Gene Ontology annotation, cellular component: cytoplasm; SUMO activating enzyme complex. Gene Ontology annotation, biological process: protein sumoylation. Bases 1 to 1944 code for a protein of 647 amino acids. The transcript is spliced from 13 exons. Gene Ontology annotation, molecular function: SUMO activating enzyme activity. The record is from RefSeq and is a predicted model, not a curated record.
AUGGCUCCAGCGACUGACAGGUACUCGCACACGCGCGCCAUCCUCGGCCCGCAGCUGUUCGAGCGCGUCCAGGACGCCCGUCUCCUCGUCGUCGGAGCGGGUGGAAUCGGUUGCGAGUUGAUCAAGAAUUUGGUCAUGAGCGGGUUCGGCACGGGCGAGCGCGGCCUCAUCGAGGUGCUCGACCUCGACACGAUCGACCUGUCGAACCUGAAUCGCCAGUUCCUCUUCCAGAAGCAACACGUCAAGCGACCAAAGGCUGUUGUCGCGAAAGAGACGGCGCUCAAGUUCAAUCCGCACGUCCACAUCAACGCCUUGCACCGCAAUAUCAAGGAUGACGAGUACAACGUCGACUACUUCAAGUCGUUCAACUUCGUCAUGAACGCCCUCGACAACCUCGACGCCCGCCGUCACGUCAACAAGAUGUGCCUCGCCGCCAACAUCCCUCUCCUCGAGUCUGGCACGUCCGGCUACGUCGGCCAAGUCCAGCCUAUCAAGCGCGAGACGACCGAGUGCUUCGACUGCACGGGCAAGCCCGUCCCAAAGACGUUCGCAGUCUGCACAAUUCGCUCUACGCCGUCGACUGCGCACCACUGCAUCGCCUGGGCCAAGUCGUACCUCUUCCCCCAACUGUUCGGUGCGGACGACGAGGCGGAUCAGCAGGAGCUUGAUGAUGCGGAGAAGAACGGCGAGAACGUGGAGGAGAUCCAGGAGUUGAGGAAGGAGGCGCGCGCGAUCCGAGAGUUGCGGGCGGGCUUGAACCUCGAGGGAGCGGCGAAGCGGGUGUUCGAGAAGGUCUACGUAGGCGACAUCGAGCGCCUGCUCAAGAUGGAGGACAUGUGGGCGCACCGCAAGGCGCCUCACACGCUCAACUGGGAUGAGCUCUCGUCCGCUCCUUCGACCUCCUCUUCUGCGCCGUCCACGAGUGACGCAUCGAACGGUACGACGGCCGCGAACGGCAAGGAUGAGGCGCGCAUCAAGGACCAGCGCAAGCUGAGCAUCAAGGACUCGUUCGACUUGUUCGUCGAUGCCGUCACCCGCCUCUCUGCCCGCUUCGACCCGCUUGGCGAGCCGCUCUCGUUCGACAAGGACGACGAGGACACGCUCGACUUUGUCGUCGGCGCAGCGAAUCUCCGAGCUGCUGCUUUCGACAUCGAGAGUCAGACGAAGUUCCAGGUUAAGGAGUACGCCGGCAACAUCAUUCCCGCCAUCGCAACUACGAAUGCCAUCAUUGCUGCCGCACUCGUUCACCAAGCGCUCAACGUCCUCCGCUCCGACUGGUCUGCCGCCCGCACCAUCUGGCUCAAGCGGACCUCGCAGCGCAUCUUCGACGUCUCGCCUCUCAGUGCGCCGAACCCGCACUGUGCGGUCUGCCGCGUCGUCUAUGUCCCCGUCAAGGUCGUUGAGGAUGCGACGCUGGGCGAGCUUGUCCGCGAGUUGGUCGGCGAGGGGAAGGCGAUCCCGUUCGAAGGGUUUGUCAGUGUGCAAGAGGGAACGAGGCUGCUUUGGGAGACGGAGGACUUUGAGGACAACGCGGAAAAGACGCUGAAGGAGUUGGGUGUCAAGGAGGGCAAGUUUGUCACGAUCUCGGACGACGAGGACCACUGGCCCGUUCAGCUGUGCAUCGGCAGCUACCUCCCGGCUUCCUCGACCGAGCGCAUCGUACCCGACACCUCCGCCAUUCCCUCGCCUAUCCCGACUCGUGCUCCUCCACCCGCACCCGAAGCCGACUCCGACUCCUCCGACGUCGAAGAUCUCGCUACAGUCGUCGAAGGCGCUGCAGCGACUGGUGCGGAAGCCGGCGCGCCUGGUGCGAAGGUCGUCGGGAAGAAGCGUUCGGCGGAGGAGGCGGGCCUGGAGGGCGAGGGAGACGAGGGGAAGAAGAAGAAGGUCGAGUACCUCGUGCUGGAUGACGAGGACGGCGACGUCGUGAUUGACUUGACGUAA